Molecule: messenger RNA, 858 nt
Organism: Diatraea saccharalis (sugarcane borer)
Lineage: Eukaryota; Metazoa; Arthropoda; Insecta; Lepidoptera; Crambidae
Source: the annotation of a GenBank genome assembly
AUGACGAGAUCUUUAUGUGAAGAGUUGAAUACCUGUCGCUUGGAUGCUACGUGCAUCGCUCGCUGUUUUGUAAACAACACCACCGGAUUCUCUGUUUACACCUCUUACUGUACCGGUUAUCCUGUUACCAUGGAACGACUGGCUGCUUUGGCGUCUAAACCACAAAGUGCUAGAGAGUUCAGAGAGAGGCAACUAGCUUUAGGACACCCAUUGCCUCUAGCUUCAUAUUUGCUGAAGCCCAACGUGGUGAAACAGUGCGCGUCUAGUGAAACUGAGUACGCUCUACUCAAGAUGACGGGUAUCGCGCAGCAUAUCGAUGAUAUGAAGAGACGACACGAACAUGCGGAAAUCCAGUCACUUUUGUAUGGAUGGAAUGGUCCAGACUUGACUACAUACGGGGAAUUAUGUGCCGAAGGAACAUUUAGAGUUCUCGGCGCUAAAGGCAUGCGACACGUGUUUCUUUUCGAUAAAAUGCUUCUCGUCACUAAAAAUCGAGAAGACGGCAUACUGGCUUACAAAUCCCAUAUAAUGUGCAACAACAUGAUGCUAGUGGAGUCUAUAGCUGGGGCUCCACUCGCGUUCCACGUGAUACCGUGGGACGCGCCGCGGUCACAGCUCACGCUGCAGGCGAGGUCGCUGCGGCACAAGCGAGAGUGGACCUUGUUACUUAAGCGGGUCAGUACAUUUUACAUUGCAUUAAUAAAAAUAAAAUUAAAAAUUUGAUUUUCUACGCAACAAUAUUUAUGGCAAGAUUCCGUAUAAUAAUUAUAAUAACUGAAGUAUCAGAAAUAAGGCUUUUUUGUUAAUUUUUAAACGAUUUAUUUCCGAAGACCGAUUUCUAGAUUAAUACUAUGUUGA